This is a messenger RNA of Caretta caretta (loggerhead turtle), 396 nucleotides long. It is a transcript of the gene FSHB, whose product is annotated as follicle stimulating hormone subunit beta. The record is from RefSeq and is a predicted model, not a curated record. Lineage: Eukaryota; Metazoa; Chordata; Testudines; Cheloniidae. Gene Ontology annotation, cellular component: cytoplasm; extracellular region. Gene Ontology annotation, molecular function: follicle-stimulating hormone activity. Gene Ontology annotation, biological process: follicle-stimulating hormone signaling pathway.
AUGAAGACAAUUAAUUGUUACUUGCUGUUACUUUGCUGGAAAGCAAUUUGUGGUAAUAUCUGUGAGCUGUCCAAUAUCACCAUAGCAGUGGAGAAGGAGGAGUGCAAGUUCUGCAUUAAUGUGAAUGCCACUUGGUGCUCUGGAUACUGCUUCACAAGGGAUCCAGUGUAUAAGUACCCACCGGCAUCAUCAGUUCAGCAAACCUGUACUUUCAAGGAGCUUGUUUAUGAAACAGUGAAGAUCCCUGGCUGUGCUGACCAUGCUGAAUCAUUUUAUUCAUACCCAGUGGCUACAGAGUGCCAUUGUGAGUCAUGUGAUAUUGACAACACUGACUGCACUGUGAGAGGCUUAGGACCAAGCUACUGCUCCUUCAACCAAAAUCAAAGCAAAGAAUAA